GGCCGAGACCGAGGCGGCGGAGACUGAGGCGAAGGCGGCGGUUGCCUAGCCGGUGACGGUGCUCCCCCGGACCCCCUUCCAGGCCCCAUGGAGGCGGCGGCGGGCGGGGGCUGCGGCUCUGGGCCGCCUCUGCUGCUGAGCGAGGGCGAGCAGCAGUGCUACUCCGAGCUCUUCGCGCGUUGCGCCGCCGCCGGCGCCGCAGGCGGGGGCCCCGGGUCCGGGCCCCCUGAGGCCGCCAGAGCCGUCCCCAGCGCGGCCACCGCAGCCGCGGGCCCUGUGGCCGACCUGUUCCGGGCGUCACAGCUGCCCGCCGAGACGUUGCACCAGAUCACAGAACUGUGUGGUGCAAAGCGGGUUGGUUAUUUUGGUCCAACACAGUUUUACAUUGCCUUAAAAUUGAUUGCUGCAGCACAGUCUGGCCUUCCUGUACGGAUAGAGAGUAUUAAAUGUGAACUGCCGCUGCCUCGCUUUCUGAUGUCAAAGACCGAUGCUGAGAUCCGAUUUGGGAACCCGACUGAACUGCAUGGAACUAAGGUUCAGAUUCCAUAUUUAAUCACAGAAAAAAAUACCUUCAAAAGAAUGGACGAUGAGGAUAAACAGCAGGAAACACAGUCUCCCACGAUGUCACCCCUCGCCUCCCCUCCUUCUUCCCCGCCUCAUUACCAGAGGGUGCCCUUGAGCCAUGCCUACGGCAAACUGCGGAGCAACACGGAGCAGAUGCAUCCAGCUCCUUAUGAAGCUAGACAGCCCCUUGUCCAGCCUGAAGGACCCUCAUCGGGGGCCCCAGGAACCAAACCCCCUCGCCAUCAGGCUUCCCUUAUUCGGUCCUUUUCCAUGGAGAGAGAACCGCAGGAUAACAACAGUAAUUACCCAGAUGAACCCUGGAGGAUAACAGAAGAACAGCGCGAGUACUAUGUCAAUCAGUUCCGAUCCCUUCAGCCUGACCCGAGCUCCUUCAUUUCAGGUUCUGUGGCCAAGAACUUCUUCACCAAAUCAAAGCUUUCCAUUCCAGAACUCUCCUACAUAUGGGAACUGAGUGAUGCUGACUGUGAUGGAGCCCUGACCCUGCCUGAGUUCUGUGCUGCGUUUCAUCUCAUUGUGGCCCGGAAAAACGGCUACCCGCUGCCAGAGGGCCUGCCUCCGACUCUGCAGACAGAGUACCUGCAAGCAGCUUUUCCUAAGCCCAAGCGGGAGUGUGCAUUAUUUGAUUCUUAUUCUGAGUCAAUGCCUGCAAACCAACAACCCCGUGACUUGAAUCGGAUGGAGAAGCUAUCUGUUAAAGACAUGGCUGACUUUCCUGUCCCAACUCAAGAUGUGACUAGUGAUGACAAACAAGGUUUGAAAAGUACUGCGGAUGAAGCCUUACCAAAGGACGUGUCUGAGGAUCCAGCCACUUCUAAGGAUUCCAACAGCCUCAAAGCAAGACCAAGAUCCAGAUCUUACUCUAGCACCUCCAUAGAAGAGGCCAUGAAAAGGGGCGAGGACCCUCCCACCCCACCACCGCGGCCACAGAAAACCCACUCCAGAGCCUCCUCCUUGGAUCUGAAUAAAGUCUUCCAGCCCAGUGUGCCAGCUACUAAGUCAGGAUUGUUACCUCCGCCGCCUGCGCUCCCUCCAAGACCUUGUCCAUCACAGAUUUCCCAUCUCAGGGUAAACAGUAAGCGCAGUGCUCAGCGCAGGCCUCCAACUCAGCUGCCUAACUAUGGAGAUUUCAGACUGCAGAAACAGUCUGAGCAAGCACCUGAGGCUGAAAUACACCCCCAGCUGAACAGAGCCCCCUCCCAAGCUGCAGAGAGCAGUCCAGCAAAGAAGGACAUACCGUAUUCUCAGCCUCCAUCAAAGCCCAUCCGAAGGAAAUUCCGACCUGAAAACCCAGCUACAGAAAACCAAGACACUUCUACCGCUGUUGGUGGGCCAGCAUCGGCAGCGACUGUGAAACCCCACGCGGCAGUCCAAAAACAGUCUUCCAAACAGAAGAAGGCUAUUCAAACUGCUAUCCGCAAAAAUAAAGAGGCAAACGCGGUGCUGGCCCGGUUGAACAGUGAACUCCAGCAGCAGCUCAAGGAGGUUCAUCAAGAACGGAUUGCAUUGGAAAACCAAUUGGAACAACUUCGUCCAGUCACUGUGUUGUAAUCCCCAAGAUUCAAGUAACAGUGGGCGACUUUUUCUGCCAAGAUCUUUCCUUUGAAUGUUUCAACCCAACUACUUGUCAUAGAUGUCCAAGACUGUGUGAAAAGCUGUGAGCGGCAGAAUAUAAUCCAUAUUUCCUUUUCUCUUGUAGUUCACUUGUACCUUUUACUCUGGUGGAAAAAAUACAACCAGUUAUCACACUUGAAAUUGUAAUUAUCAGUGGAAUUUAUCUCACAUUCUUAAAUACUUCCUCAAGUUGUUAGAUGUUUCUCCUUACCAAAAACCAAUCUUCUAGCAAAUGAAAACAAGUUAGAGCAUUAUUUAUUUAAAGAAUUUAUGAUUUGUAUAAAACCUCAUAACCUAGUACCUUCAGGAUGCUUGUUUUAUUUUUGUAUGUAUAUCAAAUACAGUAGGUUGGUUUCCUGAAUAAUUGGGAUUCCAACUGGAUAGUCUUUGGCAUGAUGAUAAUAAAAACAAAAACUAAAACAAAAGCAUCAGAUUUAGACUGGCGCUGUGCCCUCUGCCACCAUAUGCCAAAACUGCUUCUUAGUGCCAUUUUGACAUUAUAUCUAGCUAUAAAUAAUACAUAACUAUUGUUUUCCGUUGGAUGGCAGAGAUUUAUUGGGUCUUUGCACCUCUGUAAAGUGGAAGUUUUGUCAGUGAUCUAUUUAACUUGGCCCAGCCAGGCCAUCAGCUCACAGAACUCGGUCCUUUCAUGUAAAUUUUUGUGCAAGAGCAAUCUGCUUUUUUAACUGCCUCACCCGCUUAAAUUGAACAAAUAGUUGCCAGAUCUCUACUUUUAUCCUGCAUGGGAUAACAUACCUGUAAAUGCAUGUAUUUGGAAACCGCCCGUCAGAUGCAAAAGGCUGAAGAGAUUGUUUGGACUGAUAAAUAUUUGUUGCUUGAACCCAGGUAUUCAACCUGGGGAAUAAGGGGAACUGGUUGUUACCAGCACUCCAACAACUCUGGGAGUUAUUUCUGUCCCUGUUAUUUUAACCUGAAUUGUGAUUGUAUUGAGUACAAAGAAAUAAUGAAAGAAACCCCAUCUUCACUCUGGGGGUACAGCUGUUCGUUCUGUGUGAAGUGCACCCUGGGGAAGUGAUUGGUUUAUGUACAGCCCAGCGGAGCCCAGCUGACUCCAGCGUGUGUGAUGUAAAACCAUGAGCUCAAAUUGCAGAAGCCAGCAUGCUGUAGAAACUUUGAUCACCUGCUCCCCCUGAAAGCUCAAGUUCAAAGUGGGAAUCGAUCGACCCUCACAGGGGUCAGGGCAUGCCUGCUUUAACAUCACUUUGAGAGACUGAUUAUAAGAAAUACCGUCUCUUGUGCAUUUUACUAAUUUACCCAUUCUUAGAGUAGACGGGUGGGGUGUGCCUACGGUCCUUUCUGAAGUGCUUUAGGAUGGGUUUGCGGUAUGUGGGAUCAAGCCUCCGGUUUCAGUAGGUUGGCGGCUCUUAGAAUAAGUGGGUGUUUAUUUAAUGCUUCCUUAUUUUACUUGCCAGCUUUAUCAAUAGCUUAAUAACAGAAGAGAAAGGCUCAAACAGAUGAUGUUUUCCCGAAGAAAAAUAAGUUGGUGGUUCUAUUCUGUGUGUAUUAAAGGAUGAUUUGGAAUUGAUUUGAUUUUGAAAAUCAAAAAGUUGAACUGUU
Herpailurus yagouaroundi (jaguarundi) is the source of this 3774-nucleotide messenger RNA. RefSeq names its product RALBP1 associated Eps domain containing 2 (gene REPS2). Gene Ontology annotation, molecular function: calcium ion binding; protein binding. The transcript is spliced from 19 exons. Bases 88 to 2133 code for a protein of 681 amino acids. Gene Ontology annotation, biological process: endosomal transport; endocytosis. The record is from RefSeq and is a predicted model, not a curated record. Gene Ontology annotation, cellular component: plasma membrane; cytoplasm. NCBI's taxonomy places the organism in Eukaryota, Metazoa, Chordata, Mammalia, Carnivora, Felidae.